Glossina fuscipes is the source of this 2101-nucleotide messenger RNA. Its product is annotated as membrane-bound alkaline phosphatase. Gene Ontology annotation, biological process: dephosphorylation. Bases 116 to 1759 code for a protein of 547 amino acids. Gene Ontology annotation, molecular function: alkaline phosphatase activity. The transcript has 3 exons. The record is from RefSeq and is a predicted model, not a curated record. Lineage: Eukaryota; Metazoa; Arthropoda; Insecta; Diptera; Glossinidae.
AUUAGAAAUAUAAAUCGAAAGUAAUCAAGUUUUAUAUUAAAAUAUUUAUUUAAAAUUAAAAAAUUUUCUUUCGAGUAUUUAUCUAUCUUAGCCAUAGCACAUAAUAGACGUAGAGAUGCUUAUCAACUAUAAAUUUUAUGCACAAUUUUUCAUUAUGAUUAUUAUUUUAUAUUGCUCUCAUGGGUUGGCAAUUGAUAAGUCAACGACUAAUGAUGAUGAAGAACGCAUGCAUCCGUUGUUUAAUUUCAAAGCGACACCACAAUUAGCACGUUUGGAAAAACGUGCUUUGCCUAUGUUAAAAUUUGAAUAUUCGAAAAAUCGCGAACUAGAUUCCAAUCAUUGGCGGGAAUUGGGUCAAAGUAUAUUAGAGAGACAAUUGAAAAGUAAAUCAACGUUGAACACUAACUUGGCUAAGAAUGUGAUCAUGUUUUUGGGUGACGGUAUGUCUAUACCAACGUUGACCGCAGGACGGGUAUAUAUGGGCGGGGAAGAGAAACAAUUUUCCUUUGAAGAGUUUCCUUACAUGGGCCUUAGCAAGACUUAUUGCGUUAAUACUCAGGUGGCUGAUUCGGCAUGCACCGCCACCGCCUAUUUGGCCGGUAUUAAAGCUAAUUAUGCUACUAUAGGAUUAACAGCUGACGUAUCACUCUAUGACUGUGCCGGUCAAAACGAUACAGCCCAUCAUGUCUCUUCUCUGGCGGCUUGGGCUCAAGCUCAAGGAAUGGCUACUGGGCUUAUUACUAAUACACGCAUAACACACGCCUCCCCUGCCGGAAUUUUUGCUCAUAUCGCCAAUCGAAAUUGGGAGGAUGAUGAGCAGGUUUUAAAGGACAAUGGUGAUCCCAACGUUUGUCCCGACAUAGCCCAUCAAAUGAUUUAUAGUGCGGUUGGCCAAAAAUUAAAUGUCAUUUUGGGUGGUGGGCGUAAACAUUUUCUACCAAAAUUAAAAAAUAACGGCAGUCGCUUAGAUGGCCGCAAUCUUAUACAAGAGUGGAAAUCGUUACACGGUUCGACAGCUCAGUACGUUGAAACUCGCGAAGAACUUUUCAAUUUAUCCAAGUCGACCGACAAGAUUCUGGGUCUUUUUGCUAUGGAUCACUUACCGUAUCAUUUAGAUAGUGACGCAACAGUUACCCCCUCUUUAGAUGAAAUGCUUCAAAUAGCUUUGGAUAUAUUGAACUCUCAGAGCCAGGGUAAAGGCUAUUUCCUAUUUGUGGAAGGUGGCCGCAUAGAUCAUGCGCAUCAUGAUUCUUUAGCCAUGAAAGCGCUCGACGAAACAGUCGAAUUCGACAAAGCCGUACAAUUAGCACAAUUGCAAACCAACACUGACGACACUUUAAUAGUCGUCACGUCAGAUCAUUCGCAUACGAUGUCUGUAGCAGGAUAUUCCAGUCGUAAAAACGAUAUCGUUGGCAUUAAUAAUAGUCAAAUGGGUUUGGAUGGUUUACCAUAUGCUACGCUAAGCUAUGCCAAUGGACCUGGUUACACCAAUAACCUAUUGACCCAGUCAACUGGUUUUCAACGUAAAAAUCUUCAGCAAGUUAAUAUGGACGAUAAAGACUAUCAAUUUCCCUCGGCCGUGCCUUUAGAAUCAGAGACACACGGUGGCGAUGACGUUGGCGUAUUUGCCAAAGGACCUUUUGCUCAUCUCUUCACCGGUGUUUAUGAACAAAACUUUAUACCACACGCUAUAGCUUAUGCCUCUUGCUUGGGAUCUCAAAAGACCGCUUGUUCAGAUGGUUUGCACUCGCGUAGAUAAUUAAAAAUUUACAAACUAUGCAUGGUAGGGUAAAUGCAAAAUCGAAAGUACAAAGGACCUACCAGGAUACUGUAUGAAUGCAGUAAUUAUUUCCUGAGCAGGGACAACAAAGCAAUAUUAUUUAUCUUAGCUUAGUUAUAUUAAUUUUUAUACCAAUCAAAUAGGAUUAUAUUACAUUUUAGAAACUCGUGUAUAUAGUUCAACAAUAACUGAAAAAUGUAUCUGGAUCGUUGAAGUUGAUGCAAAUGUUUAGUUUUAUAUUUAACUUCUUAAUUAGGUUCCUUAAUAAAAACUGUUGCUAAAGACCUGACAAUCUUAUGCCUUUAGCAACGAUUAAACAAU